Molecule: messenger RNA, 3271 nt
Organism: Triticum aestivum (bread wheat)
Lineage: Eukaryota; Viridiplantae; Streptophyta; Magnoliopsida; Poales; Poaceae
Exons: 8
Coding region: 1-1044 (347 amino acids)
Source: RefSeq, a predicted model, not a curated record
AUGAAAAAAUUUGGCUGGCUGGCUGGCGGACGCCCCGCAUCCCGCCUUCCCGCAUUUCCAAACUGCCACACCUCUCGCCCCCUGUCAUCGUCGUCGUGCUUUUACGCGUACUCGUCACCUCCCAAUUCCCCUGGUGGGCUGCCGCUGUUCGUGGCUUUGCCCGCUGGGGGCUCCGCAUCGGUGGUCCUCACUGGUGCCCUCGGCGUCAAGGGUGCCUGCCGGCGUCGCUCCGCCGGUUGGAUUCAUCUGGAUCUGGGGCCGUCCAUUUUCAGCGCUUCCCUGCGCUAUUGGCGGCUGCUCUGUGACUCGUCGCGUGACGGAUGUGACUGGGGGUGGGGAGAAAUCCUUGGUCAGCCUGCUGCUGGCCGAGACAGAGGCACCGUUGUACCUACCUCACCGAACAGAACAGUCCACGCUCACACCCCCGGCGUCACCGACACCAUCUCUCUCCACCACGGCUUCUCCCUGCAGCCUUCCCUCCACGUGACGGUAUUCAGCCAGCACCCUCCUCUCACCGCCGCCUCGCCUCCCCUCCAUGCCACGGCGUCCACGACACAUCUGGCACGAAUCAGCCGGAUCCGACAGGGAGGUGCAGCAGGGCUCCCUGUCGAUCUCCAUGGCGAGGCCGUCGUACCCGAGGGCGACCACCACGGCGAUGCAACCUGCUGCUCAGCGCGGCGCCACCACCUUCUCCGAUUGGCCCAGCGGCAGCACGGCCGUGCGCGUCGACAAGGCCAAGGCCAUCUGCGCCGAACACGGAAGACCGUCAUCAAAGUGGGCUAUUCCAAGGGAACCAUAUGCGAAGCUGUAGAAAAGCUAAAUGUUGAUCCGUUCAUCCUGGCAAGCCACAACCAUGUGCGAAGCUGCAAAGCCACAAGCAUGGAUGUCAAGAUGCAAGAUGUUGGUGGAUUCGAGCGUGCAAAAGGGCAGCAAAGGGUGAGGCAGGCAGCACUUUCAAUGGUUUUGUCGCAAAAGGAGCAGACUUCAUCAUGGAGCCAUCCUUUGCCCAGCAACCUAUGUACUUUGAACGUCCACCAUCUUUAGACUACAUGAUAUAUCUGCAAUCAUGAUCUCAGUAAAUCCUUGAGGUAACCAAUCAAGCCCUCCAUUUUUGCGGAUUCAGAGACCUGAUAUAGCUUCAUCCAUUCCCUUAUAUCCUUCAAGAUCCCAUCAGAAACCAUUUAUACAUGUUGUUAUAUACUUAUACGAGCUUAGCUAAAACCAUAAUUUUUGUUUGUUAUCCAUUGUACGACAGAACGAACGUGCAAAACAAGGUUACUAAUCCAAAAUCUUUCAAGUGAUUCAGAGCUACAAAGAGAGCACACUCAAUGUAGUUCGAAAUAGGGAUCCCUUUGAAAUAUCCUGCCAAAUAACUGGAGGUAUAUGACACAAAAAAACCGGAAUGGUAAUUGUUUAACUGAAAAUCUUGUAAUUUUACUUUGUUUCUUGUCGCCAGUUUUCUCUAGUAAGAGUUUUAGUGCAAGAAAAAAACUUGGGAAGACUUUUAAUAUUGCCAAUGAGUUUUCUCUAGGUAUAAACAGGCCACUUGAUGGUUCUGGGCCAGAUCCCAUGGCUUGCGAAAGGGAUUGCUCAAAUUAGUAAAAUCCAAUAUCGAAGCCAUUUUAAUAUUGCCAAUGAUUUAUACCUAGACUCCCUUUGGAAAGUCCAAUCGUUGAGGCAGAGGGGAUUGGUGCUUCACACUUACAUGCCGCUCGAUGGUUCUGGGCCAGAUACCAUGGCUUGCAAAAAGGUAUUGUUCAAAUUAGUAAAAACCGAUAUUGGAGCCAUUUAAUUAUUCCCAAUGAGGUAUACCUGGACUCCGAGUCCAAAGUUCAAUCGUUGAGGGAGAGGGGAUUCUUGCUUCACACAUAAACAGGCCGCUCGAUGGUUCUGGGCCAGAACCCAUGGCUUGCAAAAGGGAUUGCUCAAAUUAGUAAAAAACAAUAUUGAAGUCAUUUAACUACUGCCAAUGAGUUAUACCUUGGUUCCCUUUGGGGAGUUCGUCAGUAUUGGUGAUAUCACCAAGAGGAUGUCGGAUGCCAUUUCUCGCAUCCGUUUGUCGCUGUCCGAGUUGUUUAGCAAGAUUCACCCUUUCCCAACAAGAACCAAACGGGGUCAAGUUGUUUGAGGACAUAACUGUCACAGACAAUUAGCAUUGAAAAAAAGAUCAACAAGUAUCAUCUACUAAUUUUUUGAUCAAAAAGUAUUUAUUGUGCCAUCAUGCUGCUGUAGCUGAGCUUUACUACGUACUGAAAAUCACGCUGCAACAAAGUGGAUAUAGAACACAAGAAAGCUGGUUUUGAAAAUAUUUUGUAUACUUAUAACAUCUUUGUCCUUAUUUUGAACAGUUGGACGAGCUACAGUGCUGCUCUACAGUGCUGAUCUAUUGCCUAGCAUAGUGCUGUUGCUACUGCUUUUUCUCUGGACGAGAUGUGGCUGCACCGAGAUGGAUUGAGCAGGGGAGCACCACAACAAUGCUAAUUCCUCCCUAACUCUCUCUCAUUUGAUUGCAGAAUACUGUGCUCACUCCUAUCUCUCGCAUGCUUGUAGGCUUUCAAAAGUGAGGCUGGGGCGCGGUGGUGAGGUCAAGGCAUGGGUUGUUCUGCAUUUUCAAAGAUAGUGUUCUAUGAUCAAAUUGGUGUGUCACUCGUGCGGAAGUGGAAUGUACACUCUGACUGAUUCACAGUAUAAUGAAUUUGAGGACAUGCUACUCGCGUUGACAUUAGAGAGGAGUCAGAUAAAGGAGACCAUGGGAUUUGCGUUAGAUAACGCUGAUGCUGCUGGAGAGGUUAUGUAGCAGCCAAUUUGUACUCAUAUGAACAGGGCAAUGGUUUAAACUCGGAACGACAGUAGGUGCUGACCUGUGGCUCCACCUCCGAUGGCAACCUUCGGCUCGCAGCCGUGGUGGCACCUGUGCCUGGCAAACUUUGAAGAAACAGACCUCGCCCGCCCGCUCCGAUGGCAAACUCCAGGGAUCCUCGCUGAGACGUCGAACCGUAAACAAACAUGCCUCACCCGCCCCGCUUUGAAGAAAGAUAAAAGUCUGAUUAGAAUUGCGAUAUGAUUGCUAUUGUACUGUAUAUGGAAGGUUCGAUUUGUUUGGGCAUGGGAAGUUAUUUGGAAAGAAUGAAUAGGAAGCACGCGAUUGAGGAUUUUUUUUCUGAAAAUACCGAUUCAUGAAAGGGAAGCACGCUGGUUUUUAUGUACUGGUGAUUUUGUCCCCUUUUUCCAUGUGAGAGAGGUGGAGUAAAGCGUUUUUUUUGGAAAAUAA